This is a messenger RNA of Parathielavia appendiculata, 372 nucleotides long. RefSeq lists its product as uncharacterized. Lineage: Eukaryota; Fungi; Ascomycota; Sordariomycetes; Sordariales; Chaetomiaceae. The coding region runs from base 1 to 372 and encodes 123 amino acids. The transcript is spliced from 2 exons. The record is from RefSeq and is a predicted model, not a curated record.
AUGGCGGGCUGCUACGAGCGGCUGGCGCAGCCGGCCGGCGUCGGCACCUUCACGACUCUCUUUGGGCGCAUCUUUUUGUCCCUCGGCGAGUUCGGUGCGGGCAACAACAUCGGACUCCUCGCCAAGACAACGUGCGCCACAGGCGUCCGGGCCCAGUACUACGGCAUCGCUGCCGCCGUCGGCAAGAUCGGCGCAUUUUUCGGCACGCUGGUGUUCCCCUACAUCGUGGCCGCCGGGGGGCGAGUCGGAGGUGCUGUCGGCGCAACCGGACAGAGUACGAUCGAGGUCAAGGUUGCCAAGUUCCGGGAGUACUUGGAGAAGGACGGGUAUGAUACCAGGCAGCUGGGGUUGAAGAAGGGGGAAGAACGUUGA